AUGCCAGGACUAGUAGGUGAGACACAAAGUGCUUUUGUAAAAGGACAAAAGAUUCAUGAUGGGGCUCUUAUUGCUUGCAAAACAGUAAAAUGGAUUAAAAGGACGAAGAAGGAAGCGGUGAUAAUAAAGUUAGAUUUCCAGAAAGCUUAUGAUAGAGUCAAGUGGAGCUUUGUGGAUCUUGCGAUGCAGAAGAUGGGAUUUGGACGGAGAUGGAGAGGGUGGGUCAUGGAGUGUGUCAGUACAUGUUCCAUGUCGGCAUUGAUAAACGGCUCACCUUCUGAGCCAUUCAAGAUGGAAAGGGGUCUUCGGCAAGGUGAUCCACUAUCUCCAUUUUUAUUUGUACUUGUUGUGGAUGUACUACAGAGGAUGUUUGGGUAG
Messenger RNA from Arachis duranensis, 378 nucleotides. RefSeq names its product secreted RxLR effector protein 78-like. The record is from RefSeq and is a predicted model, not a curated record. NCBI's taxonomy places the organism in Eukaryota, Viridiplantae, Streptophyta, Magnoliopsida, Fabales, Fabaceae. Bases 1 to 378 code for a protein of 125 amino acids. The transcript has a single exon.